Messenger RNA from Calypte anna (Anna's hummingbird), 3781 nucleotides. RefSeq names its product establishment of sister chromatid cohesion N-acetyltransferase 1 (gene ESCO1). NCBI's taxonomy places the organism in Eukaryota, Metazoa, Chordata, Aves, Apodiformes, Trochilidae. Gene Ontology annotation, biological process: mitotic sister chromatid cohesion. The record is from RefSeq and is a predicted model, not a curated record. Bases 403 to 2946 code for a protein of 847 amino acids. Gene Ontology annotation, cellular component: nucleus; chromatin. The transcript has 12 exons. Gene Ontology annotation, molecular function: protein-lysine-acetyltransferase activity.
GGGCGGGAGCCGCGCCGACCUCGGCGCCGUAGCAUUGCGUGCGCGUCCCCGCCCAGGCGGCCCCGAGGGGGCGGGCGGGCGGGCGGGCGCGCUCUUUCCAGCCUCCCCCCCUCCCUUCCUCCUCCUCCUCCUUUCCCCUUCGCUUGCGCGGCUUCGCUUCGCUCCGCCCCCUCCUUCUCCUCCUCCUUCUCCACCUCCUCCUCCCUCCUUCUCCCCCUCCUCUCUCCCUCCCACCCCCCCGCAGCGGGCGAGGAGGGCGGCUCUCGCUGCCGGCACGUCGGUGACACUCGCGCGAGGUGGCAUGAAACGUCCUGUUUGUAAGCAUAUGCAUAAGGAAUGCUCUUGGCACACCUUGAUAAGUUACUUUGGCCUAAACAUCAAUUGCCUCUUGUAAAAACCUAAAUGGCAGCUCAGAAGAGGAAGUCUAUGUUAGUAGAGCCCUCUGCUAAACGUCCAAAGCUGGACAGAAACAGCAAACAGUCAUCGACCAAGAAGCAAAAAGAGGUCCCAGAUAUAAAACAUGUUUCAAAUAAAUCAAAGGGUGCAGUGCAGGAGAAAACUGUACUUAAAACCUCUGUCAAAUCAAACAGCAACAACACCAAUGAACCUGAACUAGGAACACGCAUGACUACAAGAUCAUCAGGACUCAACUUGAAUAAUAAAACAACACCUGACAGAAAGGUCCAGCAGCAGCCUAAAUCUACAAAAAGUAAGGAGAUAUGCCAGAAAAAAACUGUGCAAGAAAUUCCUAAAUCAAAAUGCCUAGUUGCACCAGAUGAGCCAGUAAUGAGGAGAUCACAGAGACUACAGCAGUUAACAGGUGUACAUGUACCAGCAAGAUCCCUGCGCAGCAGAGAAAUUAAAGAAGAAAAACCUGUGGAAGUUAAAAAAAGUAGUCAGACAAAAAAACCCACUCACAGUGUUGCAGCAAAAGUAAAAUCUGUUGGAGAGAAAACAGAACAAAAAACUACAAAAGUAAAGCCAAACAAUACAAAUGAGGAUAAGGAAAUACGUGUAGAAGUGACCAGCUCUCUGAAAGAGAAAAAAUGCAAAGCUGACAGUAAAAAUGAUAAUUCCAACAGCUUUCAUCACAGUCUUCAAAGGUCAUCAUUAUGUCCUGAUCAUAGUCUUGAGGAAGUUAAGAAAGACCAAAUGGAUAUUCCUAUUCCUAUCAAUGCAAAGAAAGUGGAAACAGAUUCUGCUAAGCCAAAUUCUAAGACAGUAACUAAAGAAAAACAACAAAUGCAUCAGAAUGUAAAAAACAGUACAAAACCAAAAAAGAUUUCGCAGCCAUCUGCAAGUGAAACAAAUGUGGCUGAUCAACCAGAGAAUGAUGCAAAAUCCAAAAGGGUGAGCAUCCUAGAACUUUGUGAAGAAAUCGCAGGUGAGAUCGAGUCUGAUACAGUAGAGGUGAAAAAAGAUUCCCCUGUUGCUGAGUGUAGCAAGGCAGAAGACAAGCAUGCUGAUGUACAGCUUCCACAAAAUGAAAUGCUCACUCAGAAGGAACCUACUCAAAGUACUCAAUACAAACGUUUUUUCCCUAGCAAAAAAGUAAUGCCUGUGAAAUGCACUCUAAAUGGUAGAAGUAAUUCCUCAAACAAAAACUCUAAAUGGACCAAAAUUAAGUUACUGAAAGCUAGCAACAUGAAGCAAAGUAACUUAAAUUGUGCAAAUGCUCCCAAGCUUGCUUGCUUAAAAGAUUACUCUGAAAUUUCAGAGGCAAGUCAAAUAGGUACAGAAGCAGAGCUUUCAAAGACACAAGGCAAGCUGUCAAUAACAAGACUCUCUGAGAGUGAAAGUGCAACUUGUGUGCAGGUGAAAUCAGAUCCUUCAUGUGAAAGAGCUGGAGCUAAAGAAGCAACAUUAGAAAUAAAACAGCCCACAAAGAGAGGUGCAGAAAAUGGUUUGUUGUGUAAUUUGACAAAACAUUUAUGUGAGCCAAGACCAGAUGAGAAUUUUCGAUUACAUUUGGAAUCAAGUCCAGAAAGUUCCCCGGUAAAGAAUGUUACAGCUCCCAAACCACCAAAACAGUUUAAAAAAGAACCUGGAGAAAGUGAACCUCAAGGUUUGGCUGCCAAGCAAUUGACACAAACUUCAGUUACAAAUCAAACUUCUGAAACUGAGCACAGGGUUUCAUUGUCAAAUCCCUCAUUAGCAUCAAAAUGCAGCAACUUGUUACCAACUGAGGAACAUGCUCAGAAGCUAAAAGAAGCAGGAAAAGAUGGUGAUAAGCAACUGGUUAUAGAUGCAGGACAAAAAAGAUUUGGUGCUAUUUCCUGUAAUAUUUGUGGAAUGCUUUACACUGUGUCAAAUCCAGAGGAUGAAACUCAACAUCUGCUCUUUCAUAACCAGUUCAUAAGUGCUGUAAAAUAUGUGGGUUGGAAAAAGGAGAGAAUUUUGGCCGAAUAUCCUGAUGGAAAGAUAAUAAUGGUUCUUCCCGAUGACCCAAAGUAUGCACUUAAAAAGGUCGAAGAAAUUAGAGAAAUGGUAGACAAUGACUUGGGAUUUCAGCAAGCUCCACUCAUGUGUUACUCUAGAACUAAAACUCUACUUUUUAUUUCUAAUGACAAAAAAGUUAUCGGCUGUUUAAUUGCAGAACAUAUCCAGUGGGGCUACAGAGUUAUAGAAGAGAAGGUUCCAGAAAUCAGUUCAGAAAAUGAGAAAGUCAUAUUUGAAAGACAGAAGGCGUGGUGCUGUUCAACUUCUCCAGAACCUGCUAUCUGUGGGAUCAGUCGGAUAUGGGUGUUCAGCAUGAUGCGCAGGAAGAAGAUCGCUUCUCGCAUGAUAGAGUGUCUUAGGAGCAACUUCAUAUAUGGUUCAUACUUAAGUAAAGAAGAAAUCGCUUUCUCUGACCCCACUCCUGAUGGAAAACUCUUUGCAACACAAUACUGUGGCACCGGCCAGUUCCUGGUAUACAACUUCCUCAAUGGACAGCACCAGACUUAACUGCUCCCAAAGGAAUUCCAUUUUUAUUGGGAGACUUCUGCCAGGAUGCACUGAGGGAGGUGCAGAUCUUCAGCAGAAGCCAGGGCCAUUUUUCUACAGUGAACUCAGGACUGGUAACAACCAAAAGGUUGUACUAUUUUAUUAAAAUUGUAAACAAUGCAGUAAUAGGCUAACUUUGUUUUUUUAAAAGAAAGAUAUUUUAUUAACUUUUACAAAAGUUUGAUUGUAUUUUAUCUAGUUAGUCAUGUUUACAUGCAGCAGAAAAUUGUUCCUAGUGGACUGUAAACUAAUGCAAAGACUCUAGUAUGGCGGAUGAUGAGUAAAUGCUGAAGUUCCUAACAUGGUGAUAUACCAGUCCUGCAAGGCUGAGCUCCUGCCACCAGCUCCAGCAGCUGGGCAAGGCCAUUCCAGGGCUCUGGCAUCCCAGUGCCCAGGGCCAUGCUCAGCUGCAGGGAAGCAGAGACCUUUAGGGAGCAGUCCUCCUGGGUCAAGACCCUCACAGGCUGCUUGGUGGCUGCUCUGGGUGCUGCUGGGUGCCAAGGGGCCUGCCCGGGGCUGGCAGCACCAGAAACUUGUUCUCCCUCUGCUUUUGUCCUUCCCCCUGAGUAAAAGAAAGGUGGGAUGGAGACCCCAGGGGCUGGUGCACUCAUCAUUGUUCUCCAAGUACUGUACUGGGUAUAUACCGUGGUUAGUGGACUUCACUUUGGUACUUGUCACUCCUUCAUAAAUCUCUCCUCUUUUAAGGGUUUGUAUGUUGAAAAACUGCUGUGGCCUUUCUCAAUCUGUACAUAAUGUAGAUAGAUUAAAAAUAAAAUACUUGAUAGCUUUUUUUAAA